This is a messenger RNA of Cyclopterus lumpus (lumpfish), 1006 nucleotides long. Its product is annotated as dynactin subunit 6-like. The record is from RefSeq and is a predicted model, not a curated record. Lineage: Eukaryota; Metazoa; Chordata; Actinopteri; Perciformes; Cyclopteridae. The coding region runs from base 24 to 608 and encodes 194 amino acids. The transcript has 7 exons. Gene Ontology annotation, biological process: mitotic spindle organization. Gene Ontology annotation, cellular component: dynactin complex. Gene Ontology annotation, molecular function: dynein complex binding.
CACAUUUAUUCAUCAUCGCAAGGAUGUCAGACGCCAAGCAAAUCAUGGCACAGAAAAGUGCUAAAAUUGCAGCUGGAGCUGUUGUGUGUGUUGAAAGCGAAAUAAGAGGAGACGUAACCAUAGGUGCUAGGACAGUUGUCCACCCCAAAGCACGGAUCAUAGCAGAGGCGGGGCCAAUUAUCAUUGGAGAGGGUAAUCUGAUAGAGGAGCAGGCACUCAUUAUUAACAGUUAUCCGGAGAAUAUCAUGCCAGACACAGAGGGAGUGGAGCCCAAAACCAUGACAAUUGGGACCAAUAAUGUGUUUGAAGUUGGAUGUGUCUCACAAGCUUUGAAAAUUGGGGACAACAAUGUGAUUGAGUCUAAAUCUGAUCUUGGCAGAAACGUGAUCCUGACCAGUGGAUGCAUCAUCGGUGCGUGCUGCCAGGUCAACACGUGUGAGGUCGUGCCGGAGAACACGGUUGUGUACGGUUCAAACUGCAUCCGCCGUGUGCAGAGUGAAAAGCCACAGUCUCAGACUCUGCAGCUCGACUUCCUCAUGAAGAUUCUGCCCAACUAUCACCACAUGAAGAAGACGGCCAAAGGAAACAGCACACCUGUGAGAAACUAAGAGCAAGCUGGAUCCAGAGGGAUUGUAGCCUACUUCCUGCAACCUCCAGAGCAUCUGACGCCACGCGCUCACUCAAUUCCCUCAACUUGCACGUGUCUUUCACGUUAGUGUGGUUCUUUAAUUACUAGGAGAAUACCUCUGCCACUGAAAAUGACCAUCACACUUUCUACACUGCUUUCUGCAUAUUAAGAAUGCCAUCAUUCUUCAACACAUUCUUCCCAUCCAUAUUAGGACUAUUUAUGAUGUAUUUUUGACCUGAAAUCGUAAAUCUCCUGUGCCAUUUUUAUGUUAAUCAAUCCCACUAAUAUAUAUGUAUAUAUUUAUAAUUGUUCAAAUAAAAAUACAACAAUAUUGCAAUAAAAACGAUUGAAGAUUGCAUUAAAGCUUGUAUUCCUGUG